AUGGGAUUGAAAUUACAUAGAAAAAAGAAAACUAAUGACGAUACUGCCAGCAGUACUUCUUCACAAUCAUUUGCCAAUUCAUCUCCUAAAUCAAACCAUAGAAGAUCAUUAAAUCUAUUUCAACAUCAUAAACGAAUGAGUAGUAGUGGCACUUUUGCUGAAGAUAAGUCCUUCAGAGGCAUGAUCAAUUCGAUAAACCGAUCCCAUUCACAAUCAAGACCACAGACGAACAAUGUCAAUACCAGCCAAAUUGAAUCUGGAAACCAAACCCCAAGAACAUUGCCGUCAUCACCUACAAUCUCGAGAUCCAAUUCAAUGACCAAAACAAGUGGGAAUGCAUUGCAGUUGCCUCAAAAGGAUGUUGAUAUGCCGGGCACAUCAUUAAUAAUAUCAAAUGACGAGCUUGAGAGAGUAGUGAAGCAACCAGAAGGGGCAAGUGGAGUUGACAUAAGCAUAAGUCCAAAUAAUGGAUCACAAUUAUUGUUGAAUGUCCCUGAUAAACAACAGACAAAUACAAGCCAAACAUCUUCACAGCACCCACCAACUCAUCAACCUCCAACUAAAACUUCUACACUAGAUUCGCUGUCAGAUCUACAAGAGCAUCAACAUCACCAUCACCAUCAAUCACAACAACCAGCUAAAUCAGAAUCAGGAGGAUUUUUGUCAAUGUUUUUAAACACUGGUCCAGCCAAAUCAGCAACACCACAAGAGGGUAAUAUUGACCCUAAUGAUAAGAAAAAAGAACACACCUCAUUUGCAGCACGAUUAGAUAAUUUGUUGAAAGGAGUUAAACACGAGGAGUCGAAGGCGUCAUUGACAGGAGAAGGAGGGGGUGCAGAAGAACAGACAGAUAGAGAAAUAGGACGAACUUCAACUGACAUGAAGUCAGUGCAUUCAUUAACGCAAGAUGUACAAUUCGAGCCUGUUAGAGAGUCGCCGUUGAAAACUUUAGGAAAUGGUGAUUUGAAAUUGGAUGAUUUUGAUGCCAAUGUUCCUGGAGGGUUACCAGAUACCGAGUUUGUUGGUUCUCGAAGACCCUCAUUUCGUUCUGCAGACAGCACUACAAAGAGAGCAAUCAGUCCUGAUAGAGAAAACAACUCUGUACCAGUGGGCAAUCAAGUUCAAGCUAUAUCUAAUGGAAAUGACCUAAAAAGAUUGAAAAGAAGAAGUGGUAUGUCCAAUGGUGAUCGACAAUCAUCAGUGGGGAGAAGCUCAUUUGUUGACAAUCAAACGAUUUUAAGUUCUGAUGAUCACAGAAGUACCAUUGGUGCGAUUAGAUCACGAACGUCUGAAGUGCAAGAUGAUUUGGAUAUAUUAAGUGAUUCUGAAUUGGAGAAUUUAGAUAAUAUUGUCGAUUAUUCCAAAAAAAUUAAGCAUGCAUCAAGGAAAAGAGAUAAAGAGUUUCAUCAAGUAUUUAAAAAGUUGCCAAGUGGUGAAAAAUUAAUUGACGAAUUCAGUUGUGCAUUUUCAAAAGACAUCUUGGUUCAAGGUAAGAUGUAUUUAAGUGACCAUUAUAUAUGUUUCAAUUCAAACAUUUUGGGUUGGGUCACAAACUUAAUUAUUCCAUUACAAGAAGUCAUACAGAUUGAAAAGAAAUCUACCGCAGUGCUAUUCCCUAACGGUAUGGUUAUCAGAACAUUGCAUCAGAAAUAUGUGUUUGCAACAUUUUUAAGUCGUGAUACUACAUUUGACUUGAUUACCAAUGUGUGGCACAGAGUUAUGUUGGAGAACAGUGAUAUUGACCCCAAGAAGUUGCAAGCAACGCUUGAAAGAAAAAGAAGAAGGGCAAAUUCUAACCUUUCACAAGUCAGUCGAGAUGAAAGUUAUGUUGAUGAUUCCGAUGAUGAUCUUGGUGGUUCAGAUGAAGAUAAUGAUGACUCAAUGGCCGAUGAUGAAUCUGGCGAUGAUACUUCGUUAGAUAAUGAUGAUGGAGAUAACUCAGAAGAAAAAGGAACCGACGAAAGUGAUGUAAAUGGCGCCAGUGUGGCUGCUACUUCGGGUUCCAGUAAGGAUGGAAAUACUUUUAAAGGAUUGCCAGUAGUUGGUCCAUUAACCCACGCACCAACAUCGACUGGUUACACUAAAGAUUCAAGUGAAACAUUUAUUGUUGAAGAUACAAUCAAAGCUCCACCAGGAGUUGUGUUUUUAAUUUUGUUUGGCCUGGAUACAGCCAAGUAUAUUGGGAUUUUAAAAGAACAAAAGAAUUUUGAUAUAAGUGAAUCAUCUAUCAAAGGGUUGUCGAAGGAUAACAAAGAACGUAACUAUACUUAUAUCAAACCAUUAGGAGGAGCUAUUGGACCAAAACAAACCAAGUGUGUGAUUGAAGAUAAAGUUAUUGAAUAUAGUCCUGAUAAAUAUUAUGAGGUUGAACAAACUACUCAAACACCAGAUGUUCCUAGUGGGAAUUCGUUUAAAGUUAAAACCAAAAUUUUCUUAAGUUGGGCUGCCAACAAUGAAACCAAGAUUUAUAUCGUAACAUCCAUUGAAUGGAGUGGGAAAUCAUGGAUUAAAGGUGCCAUUGAGAAGGGUACUAUUGAUGGUCAAAAGGACUCUAUGGGCUCAUUAAUUAGCAUUACCAACAGAAUUAUUGCUACCAGCGGUGAUAAAAAACCAAGUAAAAAAGGUAGUAAAAGAAGUAGAAAGGGAACAGUUAGGAAAGACGUUGAAGAAGAACCAACUAAAGCAGUUGUUAGCGAACCUGUUAAACCAAAGAGUAUUGGUGAUCAGUUUGGUGAUUUGAUUAACUCCAUUGGUGAUUUGGUGCCAAUUCCAUUCUUGAGUAAUACACUAGUAGGAACAAUUGUGUUGAUCUUUGGUAUGAUUAUUUCAUUUUCGUUGUUCAAUAAGAUUACUCAUAGACAUACUCCCAAAACAAUUGAAAUAAUUCCAUCUAAUUUGUACUCGUCAAAGAUACAGAUAGAUGGAGAGAAAUAUUUGGUAUUACCUACAAUAGAAACCAAUUUCAAUAACGAAAGAAUGAGAAGACAAGAAGAAGUUGGCAUUUGGAAUUGGAUCAAUGAACGAAGUAAUGGUAAAUUGAACUUGUCACUCAAUUGUGACAGUUUUGAAAAAUUAAGCAAUGAAGAAUUGAAGAGUAAGUACAAUGAACAAGAGUUGAAAGAAAUUGUCAGAUUAACGAAAUUGAAAUUGGAUAAACUUUCUGAGAAAUUAAAUGAUAUCAAUCUAUAG
Molecule: messenger RNA, 3189 nt
Organism: Candida tropicalis MYA-3404
Lineage: Eukaryota; Fungi; Ascomycota; Pichiomycetes; Serinales; Debaryomycetaceae
Exons: 1
Coding region: 1-3189 (1062 amino acids)
Biological process (GO): intracellular sterol transport
Cellular component (GO): plasma membrane; endoplasmic reticulum membrane; endoplasmic reticulum-plasma membrane contact site
Molecular function (GO): sterol transfer activity; sterol binding
Source: RefSeq, a predicted model, not a curated record